AUGGGGCUCAGGCCACUCCCCAAGACCGAGCAUCUGGAUGGGAUGCCAGCCGCGGACUCUGGCUGGAGCCCUGGGCUGGGCCUGUACCUGGGCGUCAGCGGCCGGCGGUCCCAUCACCUUGAGACUCAGCACUCUCCAGUGGACUCUUCUUUCAGAAGAAAAGCCAAAGGCAAGAGGCCUCAGGAGGCCCAAGAGGUCCAGGAAGAGAGCGGACUGAGCACGUGGGCAGCUGGCGUGGGUUCCCAGGUGACCGACCUCCCCCUGCACUGGAGCCGCGGCCCUGGGAACUUCCCGACGAUGUCUGACCAGGAUUUGAGGCAGGGGCCGAGGAGCGGCCUCUCCUGCCUGUUCCCCGCUCCGUCCUGCCCUCCGUCCCCUGAUCCCAUCCUGGCUGUGCGGCCAGCCUCCCCCGCUGUGCCCACCCCCGACGCCAGGCCUAGUGUCACAGCAACGCUCAUCAGUGGAGGCGUGCCCGGGCUCCUGGGGGUGACCCGUGUGUUCCCCAUCGACUUGGCCGAGGCUCGGCUACAGAACCAGAGUGGACAGGAAAGCUACAAAGGAACGUAUUCCCUAUGCCUGCAGACGCCCCACCCUCGCGGUUUCCUUCCAGGAGCUGUGGUGAACCUGACCGCAGUCACCCCAGAGAAGGCCGUCAAGCUGGCGGCCAGUGACGUCCGGCAGCAGCUCCUGGAGGAGGACGGGGCGCGGUGGAAUCUGAAGCUGGAGAUGCUCGCCGGGUGUGGAGCUGGGCUGUGCCAGGCGGCGGUCACCUGUCCCCUGGAAAUGCUCAAGAUUCCGCUGCAGCGUGCUGGGCGCCUGGGUGAGGCCUCUCCCACCUUCGAGGAUAAGGAAUUGACGGAGGAGGGGGUCCUACCACAGUUUCCUAUAAAGAAAGCUGGGCAGGCAGUGGCCGUGCCCUUGGGAAGCAGCCUAAGCAGCAGGGACAUCCUAUUAGAUAACAUAGACCCGAGAGAGAGCUCCCUGGAGCCAAGAACUGAUGUCCUCAAGUUAGGACAACCCUUAGCUCUAGGAAGGGCGGGGCCCAAGGGGCUGCCUUCCCUCCCCGUAGCCUGUCGCCAGGGUUCUGCCGCCAGCCCUGCCCUGCGGGGCCCCCUUUACCCCGGCAGGCGCCCGGCCGCAGCCCUCAUCGCCAGGGAGCUGCUCCGCACCCAGGGCCUGGUGGGGCUCUACCGGGGGCUGGGAGCCGCCCUUCUCAGGGACAUCCCCUUCUCCGUCAUCUACUUCCCCCUGUUCGCCAAACUGAACCUCCUGGGGGUCAGGGAGCCCACGGGGAAGGCCUCCUUCGCUCACUCCUUCACGUCCGGCUGUGUCGCAGGCCCGGUGACGCCGCUGGAUGUUUUGAAAACUUGAAUCCAAACCCUCAAGAAAGGCCGGGGUGAGGACAGCUACAGCGGCCUCACCGACUGUGCCAGGAAACUGUGGGGCCAGGAGGGCCCUGGUCAUAGCCCUGCUGUUCGGGGUCACCCAGUAGGUGCUCUGCGGCGCCUACUUCUCAGCGUCGGCAAGCGCCUCAAGGGUUUCGAGUAG
This is a messenger RNA of Balaenoptera acutorostrata (minke whale), 1548 nucleotides long. RefSeq names its product solute carrier family 25 member 18 (gene SLC25A18). The record is from RefSeq and is a predicted model, not a curated record. The transcript has 10 exons. Lineage: Eukaryota; Metazoa; Chordata; Mammalia; Artiodactyla; Balaenopteridae. Gene Ontology annotation, molecular function: L-aspartate transmembrane transporter activity; L-glutamate transmembrane transporter activity. Gene Ontology annotation, biological process: L-glutamate transmembrane transport; aspartate transmembrane transport; malate-aspartate shuttle.